GCACAGGCUAUCUUGCCGUUGACCAUUUGCUGGCCGUGUCUCGAUCGGACUGUUGAACUACAUACGAAAAUAGUGGUCCACUUUUAAUUUAACGUGCUGUGUUUGUGUCGGGUGACAAAAGGAUAUUGUGCAUUUAACGGAUUGUUAAACUUAAAAGCGACAAUAUGAAGCACAGGAUAUCCAUUUUUAUAGUCCUUGCAAGCGCAGCGACAGUGAUCUGUAUUCCACCUCCACACCCUGCUGUUGUGGCCGUCCGCCAUGCAGAGGACCUUCUUCCACCAGAACAAAGGAGUCCUGCUCUACGCAACCCACAUCUGCUCCAUGCUUUACAAUUAACCAGUCUUCUUCAUCACGGAGAAAGCCCGGUAUUUGAACGUGAGGCAGACAGCGUGCCGCGGCGAGAGAUCUACAAUAUCCUGACGCACGCUGGCUUCAUCGGGCGCCAGCACUUGAGAAAUCAGUCGCCGCCCAAACAUCCACACAGUCCACACGAUUAUCCUCCCAGUCACGACUCGCCUUUUGUAUUUAAUUCGGACGCUUUACAGUAUUUGUGAAAUGAAAAGUAAAUUGUAGGUAACUUAUAUUACUUAGGGCCAGUUUCACUUCAGGCGAUUAAAAUUACAGUUAGACAGGAAACCUUAAGUUAAAGAACAUUUAAAAAAAAGCAAAUUUGAUUGCACAUGUAAUAAUUUGUACUUUACUACUUGAUGUAUCUCUAUAACUACACUGUUAACGGUUAAGUCUCUGACAUGCAACUGAUCCUUAGUGGUACUUACCUACGAAUUGUAUCAUAAAAAGUAAGAUAAUGUUAUGUAAAUAUUAGAUAAAUAGAAUAAAUAUUAGAUAAAUAGCCUUAUAAUAUAGUUAUGUACGUGAAUUGAUGUCCAACAACAUUUAAGCGUUUAAAUCGCAGGUGAUAUUCAUUAUAAAUAUAUGUGUAACCAGAACGCUAGUAAAAUU
Maniola jurtina (meadow brown) is the source of this 960-nucleotide messenger RNA. RefSeq lists its product as uncharacterized. Bases 165 to 554 code for a protein of 129 amino acids. Lineage: Eukaryota; Metazoa; Arthropoda; Insecta; Lepidoptera; Nymphalidae. The transcript is spliced from 3 exons. The record is from RefSeq and is a predicted model, not a curated record.